Molecule: messenger RNA, 2112 nt
Organism: Erigeron canadensis
Lineage: Eukaryota; Viridiplantae; Streptophyta; Magnoliopsida; Asterales; Asteraceae
Product: serine/threonine-protein kinase BSK7
Exons: 11
Coding region: 337-1794 (485 amino acids)
Biological process (GO): protein phosphorylation; brassinosteroid mediated signaling pathway
Molecular function (GO): ATP binding; protein kinase activity; protein binding
Source: RefSeq, a predicted model, not a curated record
ACAUAUAAUUGUAUCUAUAUCUAAUAUAUUUUCAAGAUUUCAUAUCAACUAAACAUUUCUUUCUCUUGAUCCUUGAAAGAGAGAAAAAGAAAGAAUCUUGAAACAAACCCAGCUGUCCUUUUUAAGUCUUUGACUGAAAACUCAAGUGGGUCAAUCAAUCUUGCUGAUUUUAUAUAUCUUGGAGCUAGAAAGGUGUUUUGAUCUUCAAUGGUGGUGAUAAGUGAAGUUUUCAGUCCCUAAGAAGCUGGGUUAUUUGUGAAGCUUUAUCAUAACAACUUAUAUUGAUCACAAAGAUUUCAAGUAGAAUUCAACUAACGACAGCUAUAUAUUGGAAUAAUGGGCUGUGAAUUCUCUAGACUGUGCUCGUGUUGUGAUACUGUACAAGAUGGAGCCGUAGCUCAAGCUGGCAACAUUGAAAAUGAGCCGGGUGAAGCAAGUGAUUUGCCGGCAUUUCGUGAAUUCUCCGUUGAACAACUUAGGACAGCUACUUCUGGAUUUGCGGUUGAGAAUAUUGUUUCUGAACAUGGGGAGAAAGCUCCAAAUGUUGUGUACAAAGGGAAGCUAGCAAACCAGAGGCGCAUUGCUGUCAAACGGUUUAAUAGAUCUGCCUGGCCUGAUUCAAGGCAGUUUAUGGAAGAAGCAAGAGCGGUUGGCCAGCUUCGAAACCCUAGAUUAGCCAAUCUGCUUGGUUGUUGUUGUGAAGGUGAUGAAAGAUUACUUGUUGCUGAAUUUAUGCCACAUGAAACUCUUGCAAAACACCUAUUUCAUUGGGAAACACAACCUAUGAAAUGGGCCAUGCGACUACGGGUGGCGUUAUAUCUUGCAGAAGCUUUAGAGUAUUGUACAAGCAGAGGACGUGCUCUUUAUCAUGAUCUUAACGCCUAUAGAGUAGUCUUUGAUGAAGAUGCAAAUCCAAGACUUUCUUGCUUUGGGUUGAUGAAGAACAGCAGGGAUGGAAAGAGUUACAGUACAAAUUUGGCAUUUACCCCUCCAGAAUAUCUGAGGACUGGGAGGGUAACGCCGGAGAGUGUAAUGUACAGUUUUGGUACCCUUUUGCUUGACCUUCUAAGUGGGAAGCAUAUUCCGCCUAGCCAUGCCCUUGAUCUGAUAAGAGACAGAAAUCUUCAAAUGCUCACUGACUCAUGCUUGGAAGGUCAAUUCUCCAAUGAUGAUGGAACUGAAUUAGUACGCUUAGCCUCAAGAUGUUUGCAAUAUGAGCCACGUGAGCGCCCAAAUCCAAGGUCAUUGGUUUCUGCUUUGAUUCCUGUACAAAAGGAAACUGAGGUGCCAUCUCAUGUGUUAAUGGGUAUACCACAAGGUGGUUCAGAUAUGCCUCUAACGCCACUUGGAGAAGCCUGUGUAAGAAUGGAUUUAACCUAUAUACAUGGAGUCAUGGAAAAGUUAGGCUACAAAGAUGACGAGGGUGCUGCAACUGAGCUCUCUUUUGGGAUGUGGACUAAUCAGAUACAUGAUACGUUGAAUUCUAAGAAGAAAGGGGACUCUGCUUUUCGCCAUAAAGAGUUCAAAGCUGCAAUAGACUUUUAUACACAGUUUAUUGAAGUUGGAACGAUGGUCUCACCAACGGUAUUUGCACGCCGAAGUUUGGCACAUCUUAUGAGCGAUACACCACAAGAAGCACUCAAUGAUGCUGUACAAGCACAAGUAAUAUCCCCUAUCUGGCAUAUCGCAUCCUAUUUACAAGCUGCGGCAUUAUUUGCAUUGGGAAGGGAAAAUGAAGCCCAAAUUGCACUCAGGGAAGGCUCUGUUCUAGAAGAAAAAUAUAACGCUGCUUGAUUGUAUUCAAGAAUCAAGACUAGUGUACAAUUUGCCCUUGACAGCAUGCAUAAGAAAUACCCAAUGGGGAUUUGCUAUGAGCUGAAUGUUGAUCAUUUGCAUGCAGAAAAUUACAGUUAAUGGCAGGCAACAAAAGGGCUUGAUUUGUUUGUUUAAUGAAAGCAUUCUUUGCAAUACUUUUGGUGAAAUUGGUUGGUUGGUUAAUUUAUGUAAGUUUUACUUAGGGGUGGUGUAAUGACAUGUUUACCCUUGUUUUGGGAAGGGAUUGACCUUUUUCUUCUUCAUGUUAAUACAAAAUCUUUGGUGGAUUGGAACUGA